UGGUGGUGUGCGUGUCGUGUUUACGUCAUCUACUCACAUGUUGAAUUGAUCCUUAGUCUUGGAUGUCGAAUGAUGUUUUAAGUUUGUGUAAGUAAGAAUCAAUCAAAGUGUUGAAUAGCGACUCAGUAGAAGUGUGUUACUGUUCAUCCAGCUUCACGAUGGAGGCUUUCUUGUGUCGACUGUGCAUCAUGAUCAUUUGUUCUGCGACCGGUAUUUCUGGUUCCAUGAAUCUUACCCGCCUCCUGCAAGCGCCAGCACAGAUGGAUCAAUAUACCCUUGUGUGUCGUAGUGACGGCAGAACGGAUGGCGGCCGUGUGAUAACGUGGUUUAGAAGCGGAAGUAAAAUCUUCCAGACUUUAGCGGGACCUAUGUCUUACUGUAGCAUGGCACCCAUCCAAGACGUCUACAACGUCAUCAUUAAAGGCGACGUCACAGUUAGCUGUGAACCAACUAUGCACACGGUGACGUUCACGCUUAGUUCCCGGGCUGACGACGAUGAUGAGUGGUGGUGUCAGGAUCAAGCAGGAGGACAGACGGGCACCAGCAAUCACUUGGAACUUGGACCUACAGCCAUGACAACGCAUGGCCUGUCCACCCAUGGACCAUCUUCAUAUGCUAUGGCGAGUGCAGUCACGACGAUAACAUUGCCUGGUGGAGAAUCAUCUAACACAGAGGAAUUCAGUGCUUCAACAGGAAGUUAUACCCUCGCUUCAUCUUCUGAAAAUACGUCACCGCCUGGCAGUAAUUCACGUGGUCCAAGAGGAAGUUCCACUAUCGCAUCAUCUACUGAUAAUACGUCAUCGCCUGGAACAAAAUCCCCAUCCUCAACAGGAAGUUCUACCAUUGCAUCAUCAACCGAAAAUAUGUCACCGCAUGGUACAAAAUCCCCAUCCUCAACAGGAAGUUCUACCAUCUCACCAUCUACUGAAAAUACGUCACCGCAUGGUACAAAAUCCCCAAGUUCAACAGGAAGUUCUACCAUCUCAAUAUCUACUGAAAAUACGUCACCGCAUGGUACAAAAUCCCCAUCCUCAACAGUAAGUCCUACCAUCUCACCAUCUACUGAAAAUACGUCACCGCAUGGUACAAAAUCCCCAGGUUCAACAGGAAGUUCUACCAUCUCACCAUCUACUGAAAAUACGUCACCGCAUGGAACAAAAUCCCAAGGUUCAACAGGAAGUUCUACCAUCUCACCAUCUACUGAAAAUACGUCACCGCAUGGUACAAAAUCCUCAGGUUCAACAGGAAGUUCUACCAUCUCAAUAUCUACUGAAAAUUCGUCACCGCAUGGUACAAAAUUCCCAUCCUCAACAGUAAGUUCUACCAUCUCACCAUCUACUGAAAAUACGCCACCGCAUGGUACAAAAUCCCCAGGUUCAACAGGAAGUUCUACCAUCUCACCAUCUACUGAAAAUACGUCACCGCAUGGCACAAAAUCCCCAGGUUCAACAGUAAGUUCUACCAUCUCACCAUCUACUGAAAAUACGUCACCGCAUGGCACAAAAUCCCCAAGUUCAACAGCAAGUUCUACCAUCUCACCAUCUACUGAAAAUACGUCAUCCCCUGGAACAAAAUCCCCAGGUUCAACAGGAAGUUCUACCAUCUCACCAUCUACUGAAAAUACGUCACCGCAUGGUACAAAAUCCCAAGGUUCAACAGGAAGUUCUACCAUCUCACCAUCUACUGAAAAUACGUCACCGCAUGGUACAAAAUCCCCAUCCUCAACAGUAAGUUCUACCAUCUCACCAUCUACUGAAAAUACGUCACCGCAUGGCACAAAAUCUCCAAGUUCAACAGGAAGUUCUACCAUCUCACCAUCUACUGAAAAUACGUCAUCGCCUGGAACAAAAUCCCCAGGUUCAACAGGAAGUUCUACCAUCGCAUCAUCAACUGAAAAUACUUCAUCUCCCGACAGAAAACCACGUGGAACUGACAAAGUCAGUGUUUCAACAGGACGUUCGACAGUCACAACUGCAAGGUUUACUAAGCAUGAUGACAAGGACUCCAGUAAGCGUAUCUACAUCAUAGUCGGCUCCGUGUGUGGAGCUGUCGCUGCUGCACUGGCUGUCGUCGUAGUCGUAGUCGUGAUUGUCUGUAGGAGGCGACGAGAGAAGGACGCAGCUUCAAGUGUUGAACGCCUUGGUCAUGGACACACAGAGGGAUCCACCUGUGAAACCAGGAUAGAAAGCGACCCUGAUUACCAGGAAAAGAUAGUAAUGGAGGACAACAACUUAUAUGUGAGGUCCUCAGAAGUACUGCCCCUGGAUCCUUCACGCAAUGCUGAGAACACUGAUGCUGCAGCUUCAAGUGUUGAACGCCUUGGUCAUGGACACACAGAGGGAUCCACCUGUGAAACCAGGAUAGAAAGCGACCCUGAUUACCAGGAAAAGAUAGUAAUGGAGGACAACAACUUAUAUGUGAGGUCCUCAGAAGUACUGCCCCUGGAUCCUUCACGCAAUGCUGAGAACACUGAUGCUGCAGCUUCAAGUGUUGAACGCCUUGGUCAUGGACACACAGAGGGAUCCACCUGUGAAACCAGGAUAGAAAGCGACCCUGAUUACCAGGAAAAGAUAGUAAUGGAGGACAACAACUUAUAUGUGAGGUCCUCAGAAGUACUGCCCCUGGAUCCUUCACGCAAUGCUGAGAACACUGAUGCUGCAGCUUCAAGUGUUGAACGCCUUGGUCAUGGACACACAGAGGGAUCCACCUGUGAAACCAGGAUAGAAAGCGACCCUGAUUACCAGGAAAAGAUAGUAAUGGAGGACAACAACUUAUAUGUGAGGUCCUCAGAAGUACUGCCCCUGGAUCCUUCACGCAAUGCUGAGAACACUGAUGCUGCAGAUGUGUACGCCAAGGUGAACAAAGGGCAAGAAAACAAAACAGAAGAGUUGACAUCAUUGUGAAUCUAAACACGAAACUAACCUUGUUGUAAAGUGCAGGAGAAGAAGAACACUGCUGGUCAGGUCAUCCACAAGGUCAUGGAGGAUCACUAUUGUCCCAUCGCAACACACUAACUUACACAGAUAUACUGUUUUCCUUGCUAACACAUUAUACAUACCAAAGAGGUCGCCUAAGGUGACGCAGUUCGCUGUACAGAGUUUUGUCGUUUAUGCCUCCGGGGCGUCGGGUAGCCUAGUGGUUAAAGCGUUCGCUCGUCACGCCGUAGACCCGGGUUCGAAUCCCGACAUGGG
Molecule: messenger RNA, 3191 nt
Organism: Haliotis rufescens (red abalone)
Lineage: Eukaryota; Metazoa; Mollusca; Gastropoda; Lepetellida; Haliotidae
Product: mucin-2-like
Exons: 17
Coding region: 159-2903 (914 amino acids)
Source: RefSeq, a predicted model, not a curated record